Molecule: messenger RNA, 1896 nt
Organism: Magallana angulata
Lineage: Eukaryota; Metazoa; Mollusca; Bivalvia; Ostreida; Ostreidae
Exons: 1
Coding region: 1-1896 (631 amino acids)
Source: RefSeq, a predicted model, not a curated record
AUGGAUUUGUUGAUAAAAUGGUUGGGACCAGAGUCAAAGAGAUUUGCAAGCAGCAUUAGAGGAUCCAACAUCAACGACCCAGUGAAAGGACUCUAUCGUAUAUGGGAACGUUUAGAAGAGCGCUAUGGAAGACCCGAAAUGAUUGAAUCCGCCCUAAAGAACAAACUCAACAAAUUUCCCAAGAUAACUAUGAAGGACCCAAAGAUGCUGUAUGAUUUGCUUGAUAUAUUGACCGAAAUAGAAUCAGCGAAGGAGAAUGAUCAAUAUGCUACACUCCUCUCAUACUAUGACUCAUCUUCUGGCGUCAUUCCUAUUAUCAGCAAGCUUCCCCCAAAUCUUCAAGAAAAAUGGGUAUCUCAAGCAUCAAAGUACAAGAAAUAUUACGAAGUUCCAUUCCCCCCAUUUAAAUUCCUUGUGAGUUUUAUCCGGGAUCUCAGCAUUGUAAAAAAUGACCCAGCUUUUCAUACCGAUAUUUCAUCUACACUAACUACAUCGGAGAAAAGAACUUACGAACCAAAGCGAUCGUUUCCUGUCAACAGUCGAAAAACUGAUCUUGAAGCUGAUGACGGAAACAUACAAGAAACACAGGAACGAACAUCAAGAUGUCCAAUACACAAAGCAAGUCAUUCCUUAAAUCAGUGCAGAACCUUUCGAGCUAAACCUAUACAGGAGAGAAAGGAUUUAUUGCGGGAAUUUCAAUUUUGUUAUAAAUGCUGUGACUCUAAACAUCUGUCAAGAAACUGUACAGCUACCAUAAAGUGUGACGUGUGUGGAAGUUCUCGUCAUGCCACAGCGUUGCAUAUCGACCAAAAGAAGUUUGAACCCAAAGCAUCUUGUGGAUGGGAGAAGACAGAAUCAGGAUCUGGACGUGUUGACGGCGGGGAGAGGUCUGCAAGGAGAACUGACGUUUCAAAUAAAUGUACUGAACUCUGUGGCAAUAACUUUAAUGGUCGAUCAUGUGCAAAAGUUCUACCUGUCAAUGUUUAUCCUUACGGCAAAAGGGAAUGCGCUAUCAAGGUGUACGCAAUCAUCGACGAACAGAGCAACUGUACCCUUGCUAGAUCCGAAUUAUUUGACUUCUUCAACAUCCAAAGUGAAUCAGAAGCAUACACCCUGUUUUCUUGCAGUGGUCAAUCUACAUGCAGUGGAAGAAAAGUCAAUGGAUUAGUUGUUGAAUCUAUAGAUGGAAGUUGUCGUUUCAAUCUUCCUUCAGUUAUCGAGUGUGACGAAAUUCCUGCUAAUCGACAAGAGAUAGCAACCCCAGAGGUAGCAGACACUUACCCUCAUCUACAAGACAUAGCAAUUCAUAUGAUGCCACUUGAUGAAGACGUCAACAUUCUUCUCUUGAUCGGACGUGACCUUGGAGAUGUACAUCAUGUUCUCGAGCAAAGAGUUGGACCUCCAAAUACACCACAUGCACAGAAACUUCAUUUUGGAUGGGUGAUUGUUGGAGAGGUUUGUCUCGGAAGAACUCACAGACCAGAUGUUGUUGUUGCAAACAAAGUCUCAGUUAUGUCUGAUGGAAGGAAUACUUUGGCUACCCCAUGUCCAAACAAUAUCAUUGUCAAGGAGACCCUACCUAAACAAAUACAGUGUGAUGCACUCCUUAAACAUCGAAAAGGAAACGAACCAAUUGGACAGAACAUUUUCCAGACAUCUCCUGACGAUGACAAGCCAGGACUGUCUGUGGAAGAUAAAAAAUUCCUAGCCAUCAUGGACAAGGAGUUCUAUCGUGAUGAAAGUGGCCAGUGGGUUGCCCCAUUACCAUUCCGAGAACCGAGAUACAGACUUCCAGAUAAUAGACAGCAAGCAUUGAAAAGAGCAACGAUACUAGAUAAUAGCCUGAGGAAGAAUCCAAUUAAAUGUGAACACGCACUCACCUUUUUGUAUAUUUGA